Drosophila santomea is the source of this 395-nucleotide messenger RNA. RefSeq lists its product as uncharacterized. Bases 28 to 351 code for a protein of 107 amino acids. The transcript has 2 exons. NCBI's taxonomy places the organism in Eukaryota, Metazoa, Arthropoda, Insecta, Diptera, Drosophilidae. The record is from RefSeq and is a predicted model, not a curated record.
CGUUCAGUUUAUUCAAAAUUGUCAGUCAUGUCGCUAGUUGUAUUGACUUUUCUAGUACUUUGCGGAUUUUCCUUUUUGGCGCCGCAUGAGGCAGUUGCUGACUGCGGAGCAGACUCAUCUGAUCUAUGGAAGGAUGACACGGACUUGGACGAAGGAACUUGCGCUCGAACCUCGUUGAAUGGUGACGAAUUUGAAUCAAUUGAAAAUGAACCAAUUAUAGUGGAAUCAAAAAAGAAAGUGGUAAAAAAUGUCAGCCCGAAUGCGGAAGUUCAGUUCCCACUAUUUGGAAACAUAAUAAAGAUUUUCAAGUUUAUAUGGCAGGUGCUGAGUAUGUGGAUAAAUUGGAAAUAAUAAAGGCGCUAGGGCAUAUCUGUUCACAGAUCCUGCAAAUGAAA